GUAAAAGUCUGGAGGAGUUAAUUGAGGUGGCUAGAGAAUUAGAAGUAAAAAGUGAUAAGUUAGAUAGGGCAAUUUCUAUAGUCUAUUUUUAUAUCGGAAAGAUUUUUUACGAAAAAAUGGAAGAGUUUUAUAGUGAGAAAAGUUUAGUAGGAGAACAAAAAAACCAGAAAAUCUUGACCCGGAGCAACUCUGUGUCUUCCUGCUCACAAUGGCUAAAGAACCAAAUGGCCACGAGCUCGCACCUUAACCCACUGGGCGUGGAUGGUCAUGAGGAAAUCGACUUCCUGAGGUCACUUACCAAGAUACAUAUUCCGACAUCCAAAGAAGAUGACAAUAAAAGAUUAUGGUUUGCUGCCGACCAUCAAAUUCUUUCAGUGACAAAGUAUCAAAAAAGAAAGAGA
Messenger RNA from Acaulospora morrowiae, 401 nucleotides. The record is from the annotation of a GenBank genome assembly. Lineage: Eukaryota; Fungi; Glomeromycota; Glomeromycetes; Diversisporales; Acaulosporaceae.